AUGCCAAACAAAAGGACUCCAAGUCCAAGACUUCGACCAGAAAACGAACACUUUAUGCAACCGUCUUCUGCUCGCACCAAAGAAAAGAGUUGCCGAAAGGGCUCCAAGCCGUCGCGAAGAUCUUCUUUUACUCCUGGAAGUCGACGGUACCACCUAAUGGCGAAGGAAAGUUUGGAGCGAGAAACAUCUUCUAGCUUCGUGUCCACACCUGGUUUCUUCGUGCGGGAGGGAAUGAAGAAUAUCUCCUUGAUGCGACCGCUUCACGAAGGGAUCCCGGUUCUGAAAUUGAGCACCUCUGGCAAAAUGCAGAAGAGAGUGUUGACCCUGAGUUCUUGCCAGCAGACACUUUUCCUGACCCACUCAAAGGUAUCUCCUGAAACAAAGGCAUGCAUGCUUAAAGUUCCAUUUUACACGCCAUCCAGAGGUUUUGGCAAGAAAUAUGCGGGAAAUUACUUGCGCUAUAUAGAUGUCGGUGACUUGGAAGCCUUCUGUGUCGGAGUCGUCAGCAACAAACUUCUUGAAGAAAACAUACAGACCAAACACAUUCCUUCGCUUGUAACAAUCUUCCACCACGAGCAUUUUGGCAAAAGAUAUAUCAACUUAGUCAUUGCAAAUGCAGCGCAUCGAAUGGGGCUGAUAGCUGCUCUGCAACUCAUGAAACGGACAUAUGACGAAUCACAGCAAUGGGUCAGCCGGUCGGUCUUGCUCAUGCGAUACAUUUGGUAUGAUAUUGAUCGAGAUAUCAGUCAGCUCAUAUCAAAGGAGCAAUUUGCCCGAAUAUGUGGUCGAAUUAAUUUGAACGUCAAGGAUGCAAAAGAAGCCUUCAAGGACUUUCGGCAAAGCGAGAAUAUUUCACAGUCAUCUUUGACCUACGGAGAGUGCAUGCGCUUGAUGGAACAUCUGCAAUCAAACAAUGAUGUGACUGACUCGAUUUGGAAACGAAUCUUUGGAAAAGCAAAGUGCCUUUCCGCCAAAAGUCUUUUAGAAUUCUUGCACAAUGUCCAAGAAGAGAGAAACUCUGAUUUGUCCGAUGCAAAGGACUUGAUUGCGAUUCUGAAUCAUAUAGAAAUGUCACCCGACCAUGCCUUGGUAGAUGUGACGAGCAAAGUGGACAAAGCUCGCUUUGCCGAGUACCUGCACAGUUCAUUAAACGAUGCAUUUGAUCCAAGGUAUCAAGAAUUGCCAACAAGAAAGCUCACUAAGCCACUGUCUCAUUACUGGAUCAAUUCAUCACACAAUACAUAUCUUACUGGUGAUCAACUAAAAUCCAAGUCUAGUGUCGAGGCGUACUUGUAUGCUCUACGACGUGGGUGCAAGUGUUUAGAACUAGACUGCUGGAACGGGCCAGAAACAUCAAAGACAGAUGACAAGUUGCGAGUCAAUGUAUAUCAUGGACACACCUUCACCAGCAAAAUUUCGUUUCUGUCCAUCAUUCUUAUGGUCAACAAUUUCUUGAUUUCGAAUCCUGAUUCGUACCCCAUCAUUCUCAGUUUGGAAAUUCACUGUUCUUCCUUGCAUCAGAAUCAUAUGGCGGAAAUACUCAAAAAGACGCUGGGGGGUAAAUUGUUUAUCCCCACACCCGCCUCAAGCAAAGAGGAAAUGCCAAGUCCAGAAAAACUGAAAGGACUUGUACUAAUCAAGGGCAAAUAUCCGCCCGAAUCGGAAGACAUCCAGGGAGAAUUGCGCGAAAACCAAGAUCUUCCAAAUUGUGCUAAGUCGCUACUAGACUUGACGUACUUUCAUGAGACAAAAUUCCACAAGUUUGAUGAUUCCUGCAGUAUGAUUCCAUCUAACAUGCAUUCGAUCGAAGAAUCAAAGAUUACAAAGAUUGCCGAAAAGAGCGCCAAUAGUCCAUUUCUAUGGCGCAAAUACAAUGUGGAUCAUAUGACACGGACUUACCCUGCUGGCAUACGUGUUGACUCGAGCAACUACAAUCCUGUCUUUGCCUGGUCAAUGGGAUGUCAAAUGGUAGCGCUGAACUUCCAAACAAGUGAUGACAAUAUGGCCUUAAAUGAUGGUCGAUUUCGCCAAGAUGGAGGAUGCGGAUACAUUCCGAAACCGAGUUCCGUUAUGAAUGGGAAGAAACCAGGACAAGUGGCCAUUAAGAUUCGAGUGCUGUGUGCUUCCUGCUUGCCAAAGCCGCAUGGGGCGCAAAAAGGGGGGAAAAUUGAUCCAUAUGUCCAAAUGGAGUUACAUGACGUCAAGGUUCGAAAGCGCAAGGAAGAAUACUACACGGUUUCGUACUCAACCAAUUCUAUCCGAGAGAACGGGUACUCUCCUAUCUGGAAAGACGAGGGACGUCAAUUCUUGGUCCACCAUCCAGAUGUAGCCAUGGUACUUUUCAAAGUUAUUGACCAAGAUAUAGUUGGUGGAGACAGCCAGAUUGCUUGUGCUGCGAUUCCUGUGACGUCCUUACGACAAGGUUUUCGUUCUAUCCAGCUGUACCACUUCAACAAUCAUCGAAUUGGUCCUUACAAAAUGGCAACCUUGUUGGUUCAAAUUCAAAAGCUGGAGAAAAGUGAGAAGAGAAAGUUGUAA
Cylindrotheca closterium is the source of this 2538-nucleotide messenger RNA. The record is from the annotation of a GenBank genome assembly. NCBI's taxonomy places the organism in Eukaryota, Bacillariophyta, Bacillariophyceae, Bacillariales, Bacillariaceae.